ACUCCUAUGGUUUAUAGUUUGGCCCUGGCGACCGAGCAGGCUGGUUUAUUAUUGCAAAUAAAUUGCUUUUUAUUUCAUAUUACUUUGGUCAUACCUUGACAAAAUGCCUCGGAAAGCCAUGAAAUGUAUAGUGGAAUUUGAUAUACAUACGGUGCUUUGUCCGGGAACAUACCUACGAGAUUAUGGUUAUAUUUAUCUGCGAGUAUCUUGCAUGGGCUUAGAUGUCUCUACUAAAGCUGUUCCCCCGACAUUUCCUCUAUUUUUUCACGAAAGACUUCGAUUUGAACGGACUUUUAAAAAUUGUCAAGAUCCUGCUUAUGUGUCUGUCUUACUCAAAGGUGAAGAUUUGACAAUUGAACUGAAGCAGCAUGAUGAUUAUAUAUCAGAUGGUUAUGUGAUUGCACAUUAUUCUUCCAAUGUGAAAGAUUUUCUUUAUCCAACUUCUGUGUCUUCAAAUCUUCCUGGUCGAGAUGUAACUCUUUACAAAACAUCACUUUUUAAUCCAAUCAGGAUCACAGGUGAACCUGUCCGUCUAGAAUUUGCAACAAAGACAACGUUGAAAGAGGUUCCUGAUCCUAAUGACUUCAGUAAAUCGACUGAAUCUGAAGAAGAAGUGAUACCUUAUUCUAACAGGCCAAAGUCUUCUAGCAACCACAGGUCUAGGUCUCCUCACAGACUAUGCCAGGCUGACGAAACAAUACAUAACAAUUCAGAGUUUGUUGUUCGUCAUAAAGAUGAUAAGUUAUUGGAAAAUCGUGACUUUUCUACUUUUAUAAAUCCCAAGCCACGACGAUCAAGAUCACCCACGCGAAGAUCAAGGUCUUUGUCUCCAUCAAAACGUUUGGAUGGAAAUGCUACCUCUCAGUCUAUACCAGCUUGGAAAUACUCAGUUGACUUCCCAAGAAGCAGUGAAACGCGGCGAAGACCAAGACAUAGCCGCUCUGCAACAGAACCAGCAUCGUUUGCAUCAUCAUUUCGAUCUCCUAGCCCUAGUCGCAGUCUCAGAUUUGCUUUGGAUGAUCUGGAUAUAACAUCAGGAUUAUCUCGGUCUUUUACUGAUGCAACAUUACGUCAUAAGACAAGAUAUUCACCUCAUUUGUCUGCAGCACUGUCAGCAUCAGAUAGAAUACAAUCUCGUGUUGACAGGGUGAUGAGGGUUGCCCAAGACUCUGAUACAGAAAGUGUGGAUUCUUUGGAUGUGCUGAGGGAUUCUCUGAGAGAAGAACGCAAAGCUCUUAGUGAUGCAAUACGAGAGGCUGACAGAAAGGCAUAUUACAAAUCUUUAGGAAUUGAUCUAUAAAAGAAGAGCCUGGCCUGUGAGGUUGCUAUGUACUUUCCAUGCAAGAUAACAUGAUUUAUAAAGCUUCCUGGUGUUUGACUUGUAACACUAAGUGU
Messenger RNA from Dendronephthya gigantea, 1395 nucleotides. Its product is annotated as spermatogenesis-associated protein 6-like. NCBI's taxonomy places the organism in Eukaryota, Metazoa, Cnidaria, Anthozoa, Malacalcyonacea, Nephtheidae. Bases 104 to 1300 code for a protein of 398 amino acids. The record is from RefSeq and is a predicted model, not a curated record. Gene Ontology annotation, molecular function: myosin light chain binding. Gene Ontology annotation, biological process: spermatogenesis. The transcript has 12 exons.